AUGGCUUCUGCAGCAGCGGUGGCUGUUUCAAAUCCAUUGACGAAUACUACGGAUGAUUAUGAACGAUGGUACACCGAACAGACGACCAGUAAUCGUAUGGUCCUGGCCCUCCGCUCAGGCAUACAUACCGAAGUCUCCUGGGCCCUCGACCGUUUCUGUCGCCUAUGCUGCAACGACCGAUGGUUCCUGCGCACUCUCCCCAACACGAUCGACGCCCUCUUCGAAUGGCCAGAAUGGUACAUCUCAAACUGCGCCAGCCCCUCCUCCACAUCCACCCUCUCCGCCCUCUUCUCCAUCUCGCCCGACGAAGAACGCAAACGCAAAUUCGGUCUCGAAGCGAUGUUCAUCAUGCGCAACGCCGCCGUCGGAAACGAGACGAACGCGCGCGAUCUCGCGGCGCACAAGCAGACUCGUCCGCUAUUGCUUUCUGCGCUGUAUAAUGUACACCCGGACGCGUCGGACGCGAAUACGGAGUUCUUGAUCCACGCUCUGGAGUUUCUGCAGUGCGUCGCUCCUUCAUUCACUCUACCAUCGCCUUCAGCACCGAAAGAGACGAACCCCAUCCCCGCGCUGGUGCAGAUCGUCGGGAACACGACGAAUAGGACGAUCAUCAUCGCCGCAUUGAGCGCACUCAACGCUCUGCUCGCAGAGCCUUCUGCAGGUCCGCACGUGAAGGCGGAUUCGCCAGCUUUGACGGCGGCGGUACGAUACCUCGCCCUGCUCACGGACAAGCAGCUCUUCGACGCGGCCGUGAAUUAUCUGUAUACGCAUCUAUCGCAUCCGCCGAUGGCGAAGGCGUUCUUGUUGCAUAGGGAUAUGCCGAGCACGCUCAAGUUGCUGGUGUGUCAGAUUAUUGCGGAGCAGGUGGAGGAUCAGGUGAGGGUGGAUGUGGGCGGGAAGGUGCAUACGGCGCCGGCGCAUGUUGUGGCGACGAGGACGUAUGAGCUUACGAAGGAGGAGUUGGACGGGUUGGCGUCGAUGCCGGAGCCGGAGCGGUGUUAUGAGUGGAUGCGAAGAAUGUUCCUCUUCGACCCAAAAAAGGAGGUGACGCAAGUCGAACUAUGGACUCUAUACAGGGAUAGCUUCCUCCCAUACCAAGACCGCCACCAACUGCUCGUCGCCUCAGAAGUGAUCAGGAACGUCAACUUCGUCUUUCCACUCGCACAAGCCAUGGUCAUCGAGACGACCAAGCCCUCGAGAUUCAUCGUCAGUGGCGUCGGUCGUCGACAAGUCGAUAACCCAAACGAACGAUUCAGGUGUCAUUGGAAUCGGUCGCAGUGCCAGGUCGCACCAUGGAGUUCUGCCGGUGAACUUUAUGAUCAUGUUUUGGAGCACAUCAACGGGAGUGGCGAGGGCCAGGAGCAGGAGCAACAAACAGAGACAGAGGGACAAUGCCAAUGGGCGACAUGCUCUCAGGGUGCAUUACCAAAAACACGACUCCGAGCACACGUCCUCACGCAUCUCCCAAAAGCACAACCGGACGCAAAACAUCCCGAGCAGGGUAACACAAUCACAUUACCCUCAGAAGACGAUCCAUACCCCACUCCCGAUCCAACGACACGUAAACCCCCACCACCUCGAUCCGCCAUCCUUUCCUACCCCGUCCCCCUCAUCGACCCGCCCUCGAGCGCAUUAACUUCACUGCUAUGCAUUCGGAUAUUAUUCCGCACGGCGUUCGCGACGGUCGAGGCUGCUCCGCGCGUCGAUGGGAAUCAUUUUGGGUUUCCGGGGGUCGUGGAGGAGGAGGAACUUGGGGAGGAGGACGAGGCGGAGGUUGUGGCGAUGGAGGAAGAGGAAGAGGAGGGCGCGAGGAAGGGGAAGAAGGCGUUUGUGGGCGUCAGGAGGUUGUUGGAGCAGGUGAGGAUUAAGGAGGAGACGUUGAUGGGGUGGAUUGAGGAGAUGGUGCAGGCUUCGCUGUAG
Molecule: messenger RNA, 1920 nt
Organism: Stereum hirsutum FP-91666 SS1
Lineage: Eukaryota; Fungi; Basidiomycota; Agaricomycetes; Russulales; Stereaceae
Exons: 3
Coding region: 1-1920 (639 amino acids)
Biological process (GO): regulation of DNA-templated transcription
Molecular function (GO): DNA binding
Source: RefSeq, a predicted model, not a curated record